AUGCUCGUCUUAACUUGGAAUAGAUGCUGUGCUGUGAUGUUUCUCGUCGCUACACUGAAGACGGGGACAUCCCAGGUAUCAGAAGCGCGCCCAAAGGCGAAUUUAAUCAAGCCAGCUCUGUUGGAUGAGACGCCUACACCCGCUCCAAACCGCUCCGCCACUGUCCUCCUCGGGAUCACGAAGAAACAUAACAUCCUCGCGCAGGUGUAUCCAUGCAGCAACGAUAAGGAGUGCAGUGUGCUAAGCUACUGCCAAAGCCCUCAACAGGCUCCCUCUCGCUGCCUAAACUGCCGGAAGAGGAAGAAGCGUUGCCAUCGAGAUGCCAUGUGCUGUCCUGGGAACCGCUGCAGUAACUAUAUUUGUGUGCCGAUCUCUGAGAGCGUGCUCUCCCCUCACAUCUCAGCUUUAGACGAGCACAACAAACUCUCCACCAAAGACCAAAGCUGGAGGAAGAGUGGGAAGGCGCACGCUAAGCAUUCUCUCAAAGGGCACGAGGGCGACCCUUGUCUGCGUUCCUCCGAUUGCUCGGAGGGCUACUGCUGCGCCCGCCAUUUCUGGACCAAAAUCUGCAAGCCGGUGCUGAGGCAGGGGGAGGUGUGCACCAAGCAGAGGAAGAAAGGCUCUCACGGCUUGGAAAUCUUCCAGCGCUGUGACUGUGCCAAGGGCCUUUCCUGCAAGGUGUGGAAAGACGCCACCUCCUCGUCCAAGUCCAGGCUCCACAUGUGCCAGAAGAUCUGAAGCGGGGGCAGCUGCUGUCGGCGUAGAGGCCUCUGUCUCCAUCUGCCAGGGAAAGUCUUUUAAAAGGAUGGGUUGUGGCUGUAUUGAAAAGAAGUAAAAAGACAGAGACUAACAAGAGACAGAACAGACUGUGUGGGUUCAAGCUCGCUAUUCUGCAAGCAGAGAGUGAAUGGGAUUGCUUUAAUGUGUUUGCUGCCAGUGGUCCAUCCCUGCACCAACAUACAAACACACACCCUCACACACACACAAGCACCUAUACACACACACACACACACACACACCUCACGGGUUUGUGAGAUCAAUGGCGUGCUCGCACACAAAUACGACAAACUACGACAUUCAGGGAGCCACACAGUUAGCCGGUGGAUGCUGUGAUAGGUGCGGACCUUUUCUAGAUGGAGGCAACGGACGUAGUAGACUUUCAUCAAGCUUCAACCUAUAACAAUAACACAAACUAUUAACAGACAAGCCAUAUUUUCUUUUUACUGCACAGUGCAUUCUUUAGCCAACUCCAAAGGCAAAGAUCUGAUGUGUGAUAUCCUGUGUUUGAUUACUGGAUCUGCCAUGAUUUUCUAUCUGUUUUGUCAAAUUUCAAUAUCUCACUCUUGUUUGUCUUAAGCCUUGAGGAAUUCAGCUAUUGCUAUGCAAGAUAUUUAUAACCAGUAACAAGCUCCAGACCCACAAAAUACCAGUCAUAUCAUAUGAGGAACUAAUUGCAUACACUCUUCACUGCAGAGCUCGACUUGUGUAACAGCAUCCUGAGACUUCAAUGCGGCACAUAAUGCUCUUAAACCAAAGAAUGAAAGAAUAUUUACAUCAGAGUGAUGAGUUUCAUCUGGGGGCAUUAGCUCCUCGGCCGAUUUCUAAGCCGCAAGAAGAGAGAUAAAGUAUUGUGUCCGUCGUGGAAACCUUGUUUGAUCCGUCAGCUGCAAUCUAUUGUGAUACAACUGUGUGGGUUAGAGCAGUCUGCACCGAGGUAGCGCUCUGUGCAGACUUAGAGGUCCCGACACCAAACCAGAGAAUGGUUCUGCUUUUCCAAUCACGUGAACAAGGAUUCAAGGACAACCAUGGAAGUGCAAUUUUUUCCGUUUACAAAGCCAGUAGGAACGGAGUCGUGAGAAGAUUGAUUGGAGUUCCAUAAACCUGAUGCUUUGCAGUUUGAAUCAACAUUUCGUUGACGGCACACGGCCCUGUUUAUUUUUCUGUUUUUCCAAAUAUGACUGCAUCAUUUCGUCUCAUGAAAUACUGCGCAGUUGUGUCCUUCUUCAAACAACCACUUGUCAGCUACAUAGUCAAUAUAAUAUACACAUUCGCCUCUUUUUGCUUUAAUGUUUUUAGAGCGUCAACUACACAUAUUUUGUAACCAUUUAAAAAUACCAAUAAGCUCUUAUAUUGUAAAUAGAUUGGAAACAAUGAACAUGUAUUUAAAGAAUCAAUGUAUAUCGUGUACAUAUAAUAAAAAAAAUGAAUCUUAAAACGUUGCGCCAAAAUGAUCUAGGUGAGAAGAGUCAUGAGGGAGGAAGCACAGAUGCACACACACACACACACACACUCACACACACAGCUUGGAGAUUACAGACCGGAUGCAUCGAAGGGAUACAACCAAAAAAGAGAAACAAGCACAUUCAUUUCCAAAAUAGUGUAAAGGUGUGUAAAUGGUGUCAAGAUUUAU
Cottoperca gobio is the source of this 2410-nucleotide messenger RNA. It is a transcript of the gene dkk2, whose product is annotated as dickkopf WNT signaling pathway inhibitor 2. NCBI's taxonomy places the organism in Eukaryota, Metazoa, Chordata, Actinopteri, Perciformes, Bovichtidae. Gene Ontology annotation, cellular component: extracellular region. The transcript is spliced from 4 exons. The record is from RefSeq and is a predicted model, not a curated record. Gene Ontology annotation, biological process: multicellular organism development; negative regulation of canonical Wnt signaling pathway. Gene Ontology annotation, molecular function: receptor antagonist activity; co-receptor binding. The coding region runs from base 1 to 738 and encodes 245 amino acids.